This is a messenger RNA of Octodon degus (degu), 868 nucleotides long. Its product is annotated as apolipoprotein L3-like. The annotation marks the transcript as partial. The record is from RefSeq and is a predicted model, not a curated record. Gene Ontology annotation, biological process: lipid transport; lipoprotein metabolic process. Gene Ontology annotation, cellular component: extracellular region; membrane. Lineage: Eukaryota; Metazoa; Chordata; Mammalia; Rodentia; Octodontidae. The transcript has a single exon. Gene Ontology annotation, molecular function: lipid binding.
GGAAGAAGCAGCUGAACUACAUGAAGCUCUGAAGGAGCACCCAGCACCCAUGGCCUUGGUGGAGGAGGACAGGCUCCAAAAAGUCCAGCAGGCUAAGGAGAGGUUUUUGGCUGCAUUUCCAAAACUGAAAAAGGAGGUUAAAGAAGACAUAAGAAAGUUCCAUGCACUUGCAGACUACCUGGACAAGGUUCACAGAGACUGUACCAUCUCCGGUGUUGUGGCUGGAUCCACCACAGCUGCCUCUGCAGGCCUGGGCAUCCUUGGCAUGCUUCUGGCACCCUUCACACUAGGUUUUAGUGGGUUCUUUGCAGGGGCAGGGGCAGCACUGGCAGUAGGGAGUGCUGUGGCCAGUGGUGUGACUAGCAUAGUGGAUUACUCACACAUAUCUUCAGCUAGAAGUGAAACUAAAGAGCUAGUAUCAAACAUCAAGGACAAAUUGCUAAGGUUCACACAGGAAGUAGGUCAUUUCCCACCCAAAGUCAUUUCCUCAACUGAAAAUUGGAACCAAUACUUGAUAGAAAUUGGGAAGGCCAUAAGGACCAUCAAGCAAGCUAGUUGUGACCGUAACAUAGUAGUUAGUGACCAAUACAACAUGAUUCAAAAUAUCUGUUUUAAUAGUGGUGUGUCUGUGAAAAUAGUCUUAGGGCAAUCAGUUCAGAAUAUGAACAUUGCACAGAUCCUCCACAAAUUUGCCAAUGUUGACUUCUCUGAGUCAAAUAUGAUCGAGCUUGCAAACAAUGCAAAGAAGUUGCAAGAGGGGGCAAAAUCAGACUACGCUGAAGAGCUGCGGAAGUUAGCUCAUGACCUGGAAGGCCAUUUGAAGGACUUUGAAGAGAUCCAGAUACAGAUGUCAGAAUCCCAUCAGUGA